AUAUCCCGUGGCUACAUAUUCAGACCACGCCAUGAAUUGACAACUUGAGAAUUCGAGCGGUCCCUUCGAAGCAAACGGCAUGUCAAUAAUUUAAACGUAUUCUAUUAUAGUUUACACGAAUUGGAAAUCAAAAGCUUUGGUUUUGGAUAUCUUCGCGCGCAAUCAAGACUUUGGAUCAAGACAAAGGCUAUCACGCGACUUUGGCAGAAUGGCUACUCGGAAUUAUCUUUGGCAAAGUGAUACCUCAAGUUCAGUCAAACCGGAGAUUGACUACAGUUCUCCUGGACUUGCCGUGAUGGAAGUCGAGCGUCUCCUUUUCACCGGGAGAAUGAUCAGUAGCCAUGCCGACGAAGUUUGGCCAAAACUUUACAUUGGGGAUUAUGAUAGUGCAGAAAAUCGCAGUGAGCUCACAGCCCGUGGCUUCACACAUAUUGUGAACUGCGCACACACGUCCAGGCGUGGUGGGCCUGACUACUACAAGGGCAUGGACAUUACAUACCUCGGGAUCGAAGGCCGCGAUUCUCCUGAGUACGACAUGAGCGCAAACUUCAACACGGCUGCCAACUUCAUUCACAAAGCACUCAGUGGAGGAGGUAAAGUCCUGGUCCAUUGCCAUGUAGGUGUAAGUCGCUCGGCUACAGUGGUCCUGGCUUACUUGAUGCUGAAACAUCACAUGACCUUGGUGGAUGCCAUCACCACUGUGAAGGAGGGCCGUGGCAUCAUCCCCAACCGUGGCUUUCUACGACAGCUCAUCAACCUGCAGAUCCAACUCUAUGGCAGAAAUAGCCACUAAAAAAAGACAUACAAGAUUCAGUUAAAUGGCAAUUUCAUCUAAAUAUGGAUGCUAUUUUCGAAAUUGAGCGCUAAAGUGAUUGGAACUGGAUUUCGGGGUAGCCUACUGCACACAAGAAAGUAGGCCUAAUGAACAUUACGUCUGAUCCAUACUGACUGGGCCUUUUGGAAGUCCUUGUUUCCUGCAGAAGUGUCAUGGACUGGUUUAAAAACGUUUGAACUAUUCUAAUUUAAAUACGUUCUGUAUAGUGAAGUUGAUUUAUUAUUAUUAUUAUUAUUAUUAUUAUUAUUGUUAUUAUUCAAACAAGUAUAUUAAAGAUUUGCAGUGAGCACCUAUGCUUAAUGUUUUCUGACUUAUGUCGAA
Messenger RNA from Alosa alosa (allis shad), 1156 nucleotides. Its product is annotated as dual specificity protein phosphatase 26-like. The transcript has 3 exons. Lineage: Eukaryota; Metazoa; Chordata; Actinopteri; Clupeiformes; Clupeidae. Gene Ontology annotation, molecular function: protein tyrosine/serine/threonine phosphatase activity; MAP kinase phosphatase activity. The coding region runs from base 209 to 793 and encodes 194 amino acids. The record is from RefSeq and is a predicted model, not a curated record. Gene Ontology annotation, biological process: negative regulation of MAPK cascade; protein dephosphorylation. Gene Ontology annotation, cellular component: cytoplasm.